UUGCAGCCUGCAGCCUUCACUCUCAGAGGCAGGGAGUGCUUGGAAGCUCCCCUUCCCCAGACACACCAUGGCUGCCCGGACGGUCCCUCACGCCUACCCCAUGAGUUCAGAGUAUGAGUUUGCCAACCCAAGCAAGAUUUAUGACCAGAACUUUGGAGAAGGUGUGUCCCCGUGUGAGAUUCUAGCCCCUGCCCUGUACCACGGCUACUACAUCAGGCCUCGCAUCAACAAGCAGCUGGAUCGGGGCACCUCUGAGAUCAGCCUCAACGAGCACAAGUUCCAGGUGUUCCUGGAUGUCUGCCACUUCCUGCCGGAUGAGCUGAGCGUCCGCACCGUGGACAACCUGCUGGAGGUGAUGGGGCAGCACCCCCAGAAGGCUGAUCGCCACGGCUUCAUCUCCAGAGAGUUCACCAGGACGUACAUCCUCCCUCUGGAUGUUGACCCCUUGCUGGUGAGAGCCACCUUGUCCCACGAUGGCAUCUUAAGCAUCGUGGCUCCUCGGACGGGGAAGGAGGUGAAGGCCAGAGUCAACGAGGUGAAGAUAACCCAACAGGAGCAGCCAGUGGGGAAAGAAGAAGAGUCUGAGGAAGGAAAACGGAAAGAAGAGUCCUAAAGGCCCCAGAUCUGGGCUUGAGCAGGGAGGGAGGGGGGAUGAGGAUGGGGAACCCAUGGUGCCAGACCCCUCUUUCUCACCAUCAGUAUUCAGCAGCCAUAUGUAUGCUCGACUUCUGCUUCUUAAGGCUGAUGGCUGGAAAAAGGGAGUUGGAACUGAAAAAAGAGGGGGGACUAAAGUCUGUAAUGCAAGUUUUCUGCCAGGUCAAGUGCUUGCUCCUUGAGCACCAUGCAGGGUGCUCUUCACACCCCCCAAAUG
Messenger RNA from Apus apus (common swift), 871 nucleotides. It is a transcript of the gene HSPB2, whose product is annotated as heat shock protein family B (small) member 2. NCBI's taxonomy places the organism in Eukaryota, Metazoa, Chordata, Aves, Apodiformes, Apodidae. The transcript has 2 exons. Gene Ontology annotation, biological process: protein refolding; response to heat. The record is from RefSeq and is a predicted model, not a curated record. Gene Ontology annotation, molecular function: protein folding chaperone; structural constituent of eye lens. Bases 68 to 613 code for a protein of 181 amino acids.